AUAAUCAAACCGACAUCAUUUAACGAGCUCAGUAUCAUUUAAUUGCUUGUCGUGUGAAUACCUGUUAAACCUUUUCGAGUGUAUAAAUAAAAUGGGCAAAGAUAAGUUGGAAUGGGUGCCGGCGAGUGGGGGGUCACACCCCAAGGACUCUGUUCGUGCAGGAUACGAUUCUGGGGAGAAAGUUUACGUCGCUCGGGCUCAUCACGAGGGGUGUAUCAUUCCCGGCAAGCUGCACAAUGGUCACUCUUCGAUGUACAUUCCGUACAACAUGGCUGAGGUUCCUUGCUCCGACUAUGAGGUCCUGACCGGUCCCCCAGCCGCUUUGUCGUGGGUGGAGUCAAGCCAUGGGGUCAUCCCCCCCAACUCUGUCCAAGGGGGGCAGGAGGCUGACGGUGAGAUUAUCUACAUUGGACGAGCUAUCCACAAUGGAACUGUGACGGUCGGCAAAGUCCACGCUAGCCAUGGAUGCUGUUAUGUCAGCUAUGGUGGAGAGGAAUUGAACUUCAAAGAGUACGAGAUCCUCGUGAAGAACAAGUUGGGACAGUUCUUGGGAUGCUAGAGAAAUGUUUCCAUAAAAAAAUUGAUUAUUCUUCUAAAU
Folsomia candida is the source of this 598-nucleotide messenger RNA. RefSeq names its product natterin-3. The record is from RefSeq and is a predicted model, not a curated record. The coding region runs from base 92 to 559 and encodes 155 amino acids. The transcript is spliced from 7 exons. NCBI's taxonomy places the organism in Eukaryota, Metazoa, Arthropoda, Collembola, Entomobryomorpha, Isotomidae.